AUGGCCCAAUCCACCGCCCACCGCCGCCUCCUCCAAGAGUACCGCGCCCUCACCAACAACCCCCCCGACGGCAUCACCGCCGGCCCCGUCUCAGAAGAUGACCUCCUCCACUGGGAGGCGCUAAUCCAAGGGCCCGAGGGAACCCCCUUUGAAGGCGGCGUCUUCCCCGCGGAGCUCAAGUUCCCCAAGGACUAUCCGCUUGCCCCGCCUACUAUGCGCUUCCUGACAGACAUAUGGCAUCCCAAUAUCUACACGAGCGGCCUCGUCUGCAUUUCCAUCCUCCACGCCCCCGGCGACGACCCAAACCACUACGAGCACGCCUCCGAGCGCUGGUCCCCCAUCCAAUCCGUCGAGAAGAUCCUCAUCAGCGUCAUGAGCAUGCUCGCCGAGCCCAACGACGAGAGUCCCGCCAACGUCGAAGCCGCUAAGAUGUGGAGGGAGAGGAGGGAGGACUACGAGAAGAAGGUGAGGGAUGAUGUCAGGAAGAUGCUGGGCUUGUAA
Molecule: messenger RNA, 501 nt
Organism: Scedosporium apiospermum
Lineage: Eukaryota; Fungi; Ascomycota; Sordariomycetes; Microascales; Microascaceae
Product: Ubiquitin-conjugating enzyme E2-18 kDa
Exons: 2
Coding region: 1-501 (166 amino acids)
Cellular component (GO): cytosol; endoplasmic reticulum
Source: RefSeq, a predicted model, not a curated record